AUGGCGCCCCAAGAAGACUCCGUCAACUUCGACAUUAUCGAAUCCCACAAAGAGAACAUCCAAGCCCUCCCCAGCGGUCGCUCCGCCCGCAAGCUCGUGGAACUCUUCUCUCCUUCACAAGGCGCCAGCAGCUCUAGGCAAGCACUCGCACCACAAUUAACACCGACCCCGAACCCUACUGAAGUCAAGUCCGUCAAUGACGCCAUUCGCGCCGAAUACGAAGCCGAGCUGGCCGCCUUCAACCCUGAAGAACAAGAUGAUCCCCUCGACAUAUACGACCGCUACGUUCGCUGGACUCUCGAUGCCUACCCGUCCGCCUCUGCCACACCGCAGUCACAGCUGCAUCUGCUACUCGAGCGCGCCACCCGCGCCUUUGUCGGCAGCGCCCAAUACCGCAAUGAUGCACGCUACCUGAAGAUGUGGCUGCACUACAUCCGCAUGUUUAGCGAUGCGCCCCGCGAGGCGUUCGUCUUCCUUUCGAGACACCAGAUCGGCGACCAGUUGGCGCUGUACUACGAGGAGUUCGCCGCGUACCUGGAGGGCGAAAGGCUCUGGGCGCAGGCUGAAGAGGUUUACAAGAUGGGCAUUGAGAAGGAGGCCAGGCCGGUAUCAAGGCUGACGAGGAAGUUUGGCGAGUUCAAGCAACGACGCGCGGCACUUCCCGAAGGUGCGGAGGAUCAGAGCAAUAGCGUUCCCGUCCUGCCGGUGGUCAGAAAGGCGCUGGGCGUCAAGUCAGAUCCGUUCAUGGCUGCGGGCGUGGAGAGGUUGCCUCGGGAUCCCCAGGCGCCGAGACCGAAUAUGGGCGUUGGAGGAGCUGCUGCUGCAGGACCGUCGAAGCCGAAGAGUAAGCUGGCGAUCUUUUCGGAUGCGGAUGCCGCUGCGCAACAACCGGCGCUAGGCUCUCUGGGUGCUGGCUCGAAGGGGUGGGAUAGUAUUGGGAGCUUGUCUGAUCGGAAGAAGGAGAAUACCUUGGAGCCGAAGCCGUGGGCCGGCGAGGUGCUCAAGGCUGGUGGACAGAAACCUGCGCAAAAGAUGCAGGUAUUUAGGGAUACGACCAAGAAGACUACUACGAAUCCUAUGAUGACGAUGAACAAUCAACAACUUUCUCAAUCGCAUAUUCCAAUACACCACUCUCAGUCCCAGGUGACGGUGAAUCCGGUGACGGGUAAGCGGGAGCGGGUAUUCGUUGACCUUAGAGUGAUCUACCCGACGCCCGACGAGCCCGGUACGGAGUUGAGUUUCGAAGAGAUAUGGGCUGCUCGAAGAGGCUGGCUAGAUGUGGUUUGGGAUGACGAGAGAAAGAAGAGACCACUGGAUGCGAUGUUGACCCCAAGAAGGGGCGAAAACAUGGAAGACUUGACUCUGGAGAUGGCGUCGACGAUUGUGGCCUAUCAUGAUGUUCUGAAACUGGAUGAAAACGGGAAGCCCAUCUACCCCGAACACAAGGCUGGCAGAAGUGCGAAGAAGAAAAAGAUGAUCGAGGUGAACCAAACACAGAUCAUCAAAGUCAAGCUGGACUCCCCCUCUGGACGGCCAAAGAUGAAGAAGAGGGGCUCGACAUCAGAACCGACUAUGACGCUGCACACGAAGGCAGCGACAGAUGACAUCUACGACAUUUUCAACGCUCCGAUUAAACCUGCAGCAAACCCCAGUUUGAGCGGUGACGAGAAUCGCUACGAUUCGGAUGACUAUACCUGUGGUGUGGACGACACUUCCAGAAACCUCGCGACCAGUGAAGUGGGAGAUGAGAUCACAGUCGUGGAGGCUGUCGAAGAAACGGAUGUUGCAGACGAGGACGACGACGUUAAGAGCGAGUGGUCCGACUUUACAGCGCGAAAACACAUUCCAGAUUACCAAGGAGGCGGUGACGAAGACCACGAGAUGACGGAUGUUUUGGACGAAGAACUCGACGGCCAACCUGAAACCUCCCAUUCACAGGUCAACCACAACAGGUUUUCAGACGAAAACUCGCGUCAGAGUGGACAUCCCUUUGCCCAACAACCCCUACCCGCAACUGAAGAAUCUUUUGCUAGAAAUAGGAGCCUUUUUGUACCAGUCCCUCCCGCAGACUACGUCCCGACAAGGAGGCCGUAUCGAGAUCCGGUAGAAAUGGCUAACAACCGCCUGCCCUUCAUGACGCCCAUCACAGAAAGGACUGAGUUCUCGUCUAUCGACGUUACCUAUCACCACCCAAACAUGCAUCACCCUAUUCUCACCAAGACCCCGUCUAAGGCACCCGGUCAUGAUCAUGAUCUGAGGGAUGACAUGUCGGUGGACGGUGAAGAGGAGGAAGACCAAUAUUCUGAGAAUGAAGAUGAGGAUAUGCUCGAGCCGGAGAGCAGUCCGCUGCGCGAGAUCCCCGAGGAAGACGAGGAAGAGGAGGAACCGCAAAAGAAGUUUUCGCCGAUUCCGGUCUUUCAUGACCAACCAGUCGCGCCCAGAUCACCUCUCGCCGUAAAGUCGGUUACCACAUCACCUCCGACACACCUAGCGGUCUCUCCUCUCGCGCCCAGGCUUCCAGGUCCUAUUAUCAAAGAGCUUCAGUGCAACCCCGUCGACGACCUCAUCCGCAAGAAGAUCCUGGCCAACAUUUACCCUCCUCUCACCUCGUACGAGGGCUUCUACGACCACCGCCACGAGAAGUUCCGCAAGGGUGCCGAGAUCCGCAAGUUCGCUCAAGCCCAGUCCGCGGCUAGCAAACGCGGUCGGAAGAGCACCUCAGCCGACAAGCGCGAUUCCCUGAACGAGCCGCAUCCUAUUACGUUGCAGCUCCCUGGCAAUCCCAGCACCAAUUACACCAUCAAGAAGGAACUCGGCGCCGGUGCCUAUGCGCCCGUCUACCUAGUCGAGAACUCCAAGCCCACCAGGACCGCCCCGCAAACCGUCGGUUAUGGCUAUGGACAGCAAAGGAACGACGAGAAUAACAACCUCCCCGCCCACCUCAUCCGCGCACCCCGCGAAGCCCUCAAGAUGGAACAACCCCCGACAGCGUGGGAAUUCUACAUGAUGCGCAUCUCGCACACGCGCCUGCUCGCCGCCAACACCCCGCUCCACACGCGCGCUCUCGCCUCCCUCAGCCCGGCCCUCGAGCUGCACCUCUACCAAGACGAAGGCUUUUUGUUCUUGCCCUUCUUCCAGCACGGCACCCUGCUGGACGUAAUCAACCUCUUCCGCUCCGAGUCCUCGGGCGUAAUGGACGAGCAACUGGCCAUGUUCUUCACUGUCGAGCUGCUUCGGGCCGUCGAGGCCCUGCACUCAGUGGGCAUCAUGCACGGCGACGUCAAAGUCGACAACUGUCUCCUCCGCCUGCCAACGAACACGGAUAUACUACCUACUAAUCAGUACCACGCCGACGGCAGCGGCGGAUGGGCCGCGCGCGGGCUGAUGCUCAUCGAUUUCGGUCGCGGCAUCGACUUCAAGGCCUUCAGCGAAGACGUGCAGUUUAAAGCGGACUGGAAACCUACGGCGCAGGAUUGCGCGGAGAUGAGGGAGGGCAGGCCUUGGACGUGGCAGAUUGAUUAUCAUGGUCUGGCGGGCGUGGUGCACGCGCUGCUGUUUGGGAAGUACAUUGAUACGGUACCCUGCGGCUCCAGGUCGUUCACAACUCAUGGAAGUGGUGGCGGGAAUGAUCAGAAGAGGUACAAGAUUAGGGAGAAUCUGAAGAGGUAUUGGCAGACGGAUAUUUGGGGACAUUGUUUUGAUUUGUUGCUGAAUCCGGGAAGCUAUGUGGAUGAGGAAGACGGACAGCCGGGAAGAUGA
Messenger RNA from Sordaria macrospora k-hell, 3759 nucleotides. RefSeq lists its product as uncharacterized. The record is from RefSeq and is a predicted model, not a curated record. Gene Ontology annotation, biological process: protein phosphorylation; meiotic sister chromatid cohesion, centromeric; mitotic spindle assembly checkpoint signaling. Lineage: Eukaryota; Fungi; Ascomycota; Sordariomycetes; Sordariales; Sordariaceae. Gene Ontology annotation, molecular function: protein kinase activity; ATP binding. Gene Ontology annotation, cellular component: nucleus.